AUGGCUCCCGUCUGCUUGGGUCGGGGUGAUGCGGACUAUAAAGUCUGGGAAGUCCUUUGGAUCUUGGUCCCUCUUUUCCUUCUCCUUUCGCUCCCCACCCAUCGCGAGCUAUCCUCCGCUGUCUUGAAUCUUCAUCGUCGUCAGCGACAAAGCCUACCGACCUACAAAAGCUCCCCGAAACCUAACCGCCGAUUCACCAUGCGUUUCUUCGCCGUCGUCCUCGCUCUCGCUGCUGCCGCUAUUGCAGCUCCCGUCCCCGUCGCUGAGCCGCAAGUACCCGACGCGACCACGACCCCCGACGGUGGUGUAUCUGCAAAUGCUUACUGCGCCAACCCCUGGACAUGCGGCAGCUGGUAA
Molecule: messenger RNA, 357 nt
Organism: Serendipita indica DSM 11827
Lineage: Eukaryota; Fungi; Basidiomycota; Agaricomycetes; Sebacinales; Serendipitaceae
Source: the annotation of a GenBank genome assembly